UGCAGAGCCAUUGCGUUGAAGCUAUCGUGUAUACAGGCUCUGCGCGUCGCACCACUGCACCGCCAGCCAUCCAUCAGAUCAGUCAGUUCCCUCCCUCCCCUAUGCACAACUGCAGCACACAUGAAGAACACUCACACAGUCAACCCAUUCUUCUCCCACACACACGUCUACUCGCGGCCUGCCUGACCUGUCAGCCGCCCGCACACCUAACUGAAAACUGGCGGAGGGCGGCCUCUCUGACAUCCGCACAGGCAGACACAACGAACCUCACAAAAAGCCAGCCAGGCGGGAAAGAGCCUCCCUCCCCAGCCACACACACACACACAUGCGGCCCCCUCAAUGCAUGAGUCAGACAGAAAGGCGGGCAGGCACGGACGGGCCAGGGAUUCGUUGCAAACAUUCAUUCCGACAUACCUACCUUGCGACACGUCGACAAACACAACACGACGAAAAAGAAAGGAUAUCGGCCACCACAACAAAACACCACAAACAGGGACGACCGACGCACAACAGAAAAAAAAGUCAGUCAGUGGGAGCGCUCGGGAGCGCCCCACCAGAUCGAAUAAACCCCCCACACCAUUCUCAUCCACCAGUCCUGCCGCGCCGACCUCACCCACCAGGUGUUGCCCUCCCCGCGCUCCCACAGCAUGACGCCGUUGACGUCGUCCUCGUACCAGCCCUCCUCCGCCUCCCCCUCCACUCCAGCGAGGCCGGUCAACUCGACCUGGGUGGCCAUGAACGGCUGGAACUGGAGCUUCGGGGGGGCGGGAGGGGAGGGGGGCAGGUAGUAGUGGUGCUGUGGGUGGGGGAGUGGCGGGGCGUAGGUGGUGGGCGGGUUGGCUGCGCGGGCGGCCACUGGCGGCUCCUGGGCCUGGGCCGCGGUGGUGGUGGUGGCCUCGUUGGUGGCGGGUGCGGCCUCGUUGGCCUCUCGGGCCUUCUGCUCGUCCAGCAGGUCCGCCAGCUGGCCAAUACACACAGCACAGCACAGAGAUGAGACCGACAUGCGUGUUUGUGCAGACGACGUUGCUGUAUGGUGGUAGGUGGAUGAGCACGUGUGUGUCGCAGACUCACCGCCCACAUGCGCGAACAUGCCUCAAUGAACUCGCCCACGCGGUGUGGCCAGUGGGACUCCCUCCAUCUCUCAAACUCCUGCAGAAACACACAGAAGGCCACACUCGGGUCAAGCUCCAUUGGUGCGCCGAUACAAGCGUGCAUGGGGUGAACUGCUCUGCAUUGGCAUGUCUGUGCUCCCUGCCUUUUCACUCACCUCCGGGUGGUCCAUCUGCAGCCGGCCGUACUUCAAGGACCACUCAUAAGGGUCAUCUCUAGCCAGGUUGGGGUAGGCGGACGCGGGGACGGGCAUUCUCUCAGCUCCUCUCUCGACUUGAAACAGCACACGGGGG
This is a messenger RNA of Vitrella brassicaformis, 1403 nucleotides long. The record is from the annotation of a GenBank genome assembly. Lineage: Eukaryota; Vitrellaceae.